Protopolystoma xenopodis is the source of this 369-nucleotide messenger RNA. The record is from the annotation of a GenBank genome assembly. NCBI's taxonomy places the organism in Eukaryota, Metazoa, Platyhelminthes, Monogenea, Polystomatidea, Polystomatidae.
AUGCGCUUCUGUGAGUACUUCUCGCGUUUCUUCUGCUGCGUCUGCCAUUCUAACACUUUGAUGGUACUGCCUGGGCCCGUGGUGCUCGACGGGAACUUUGCCAUGUUGCCUGUCAGUAACUAUGCUCGCGACCUUCUUGACCGUUUGCAUUGUGUGCCUCUGAUUCGGUUAUAUGAAAUUAGUCGGAAUGUGCGCGACCGCGAAUGGGCCUUACAGGACGCAAUUGCAAUGCGGGAACAGGCUGGCGCCCUGGUUGCUUUCCUCGGACUCUGUCCCAGCAGUAAGUCCUUCGUAUUUAGUCAGGAGAAAGAGGUACCAGAUUUUUUGUUGUCCUUGACUAAGAUACUGUUUUUCAAUCAUAUCAACUAA